Eutrema salsugineum is the source of this 645-nucleotide messenger RNA. RefSeq lists its product as uncharacterized. The transcript has 4 exons. Bases 1 to 645 code for a protein of 214 amino acids. NCBI's taxonomy places the organism in Eukaryota, Viridiplantae, Streptophyta, Magnoliopsida, Brassicales, Brassicaceae. The record is from RefSeq and is a predicted model, not a curated record.
AUGUCGACCUUCACAUCUCUCACUGCCCUAAAGCCAUUCAAAACCCAAUGGAAGAUCCGUGUCAAGAUACUGAAGUUGUGGAAACAGUAUUUGAAUGGGAUCGAGACGAUGGAGAUGGUCGUUGUCGAUGAACUGAAUCAAACUAUGCAUGUUAGUAUAAAGAAGCAGUUCAUCAAAAAAAUUGAAAAUCUUCUAGAGGAAGGAACUACUAAGAUCAUCACUAAUUUUCAAGUCACUCACAACGGUGGUAAGUUCAGGACUACCUCUCAUGUUUACAAGAUCCAGUUUGCUGCCACAACGUCUGUUAGACCUUCUGAAGAUCUGGAUGCCACAAUUCUUGGGUUGAAGUUAGUGAACUUUGAUGAUAUUCACGAUGGCAAGUUGAAUCCUGAUUUUCUAAUAGAUAUUGUUGGACAAAUUGUUAGUAUUGGUGAGGUUGAGAUUCUCAACGUUAACAAAAAACAGACCAAACGUCUAACAAUGACACUUCGUGACACAAGGAAUUGUACUCUUAACUGUGUUGCACAUGAUGACUUGGCUUACGAGAUAGAAGAGAAAUGCAAAGAUCCUGUAGGGAAGAGUCCAUUUGCUAUUUGUGUCUUAACUGAUUGGUUGGUUAAGAAAAACAUUGGUGCGUUUGUAUGA